Messenger RNA from Paramuricea clavata, 510 nucleotides. Lineage: Eukaryota; Metazoa; Cnidaria; Anthozoa; Malacalcyonacea; Plexauridae. The record is from the annotation of a GenBank genome assembly.
AUGUUCUCCUUUCUAACGGCUAAUAAUUUCAUUGAACAAAAGAUUCAGAAAGGCUUCACUUCCAAUUUGUCUGGCACUUUGGAACACACAGCUCAAAUGACAAACAUUAUCAACCAAGCGAGAAUAAAACAACGCUCUGUUGUCAUCAUCCUUCUUGGCCUUAAAAACGCCUUUGGUGAAGUGCAUCAUAAUCUCAUUCAAUCUGUCCUCGAUUAUCAUCAUAUUCCCAAACAGAUUAAUGAAAUUAUCAAGAGCUUGUAUACUGACUUCAAGACCACAAUUAUAACUGCCGAAUUCUCUACCCCAUUCAUAACUGUUGGCCGAGGUGUACUUCAAGGAGACUGUCUUAGUCCUUUACUUUUUAAAAUGUGUUUGAACACCUUUAUUCAGCACAUUAAAGCUGAUAAAUACCGGCAAUUUGGUUUCAUGACCAAAUUUUUAAAUCCAAUCCAUUGGUUCCAGUUUGCUGACGAUGCAGCCGUUAUUAGCGGCCAAGAGAGCGAAAAUUAG